CAGAAAUACUUGCAAGUUUUCUUCGUAAAUUAAAUUUUAUUAGGUUUCAUUACUAAGAUGUUUAUCAAACCGAUAAAAGUUAAAAGCAAUGUUCAGCUCAAAGGAUCUGACAUCAAAAAAUUAAAAACAAGGCUGUCAAAACAAUUUAAAAUUGAAGAAUCGGAAUCAUCACAAGUUUUUCCAAGUAAAUCAAGUUUUAGUGCUGUAAAAAUUAUAACUCAUGGUGAGCAACAAGUAACGGUUUACACAGUUGAUAAGAGACCAAUGUUGUUUGAAAUGCAAGAAAGAUUGUAUCCAACUCUUUACACUAUGUGGAUUUUGCCGAGACUAGUUCCUUAUUUUACUACUCAUCCACAAGUUGUUCCUAGAUUGUACAAUGGAGCUGAUCUCAUGAUGCCUGGUGUCGUUAAAGAAGGAAGUGAUUUAAAGUCAUUUGGUAGAUUUCAAAAGGAUGAUAUUGUGGCAAUUAAUCUCACAUCAAAUAGUUCAGCAAUAGCUGUUGGAAGUUUAGCGAGAUCAAGUGAGGAUCUUUAUAUGGCAGGUGGACAAGGAAUUUGUGUGAAAAGUUUGCACGUAUUCGGAGAUAAAUUAUGGGGAAUGGAAGCAAGUAUGACACAGCAAGUUCCUUUAAAUGGACCUGUUUUAAAAGCGCCAAGUCUAAAUAAUCAACAAGAUUUCCCAUCUCUUGGAAGUGAUCCUAGUCCUCAAGUUAAUAAAGCUGUGCAGCAACUAGAAAACAUUAAUAUUGAAAGCAGCACUGAAAGUGAUAAUGUUCAAGAACAAGUAGAAGAGGCAACUCAUAUUAAUCCUGAUGAAGUGCUGAAGAACAUGUUUUUAUCUGCAUUAAAACUUAAUCGAAAGGAUAUUUCAAAUACUAUGCCUAUUUUGGUUGGAACGUUCUAUCCUUUAUAUUUACAGAAACAAGUUCAACCAAAUCCCGAUAAGCCGAUAACUGUCAAGGACACAAGCUACAAGAAACUUUCAACAUUUAUGAAGAAAAUGAGUGAUGAUGGAUUUAUUGUUGUGCGUGAGGAAAAUAAAGGUGUAGAAAAAAUCAUAUCCAUAAAUUAUGAUCAUCCGGAACUUAUAUCGCAUAUACCACAGAAACCAAAUAAUUCAGCAGAUGACGCCAAUAAAAAUUCUGAAACUUCAUCACAUUUGUUACUUACAAAGAUGACGGAAUUGUACGUGGUAAAUGAUUCAACAAAAAAACUCUUCAACUCUCUUGGUGUUGCUGAUGGAAAGGCUUUAGACAAAGUUGAAAUUAAAAAUUAUGUGAAGGACUAUGUUGCACGAAACAAAUUGAUUAAUUCUCCAACAAAAGAAGUUGUAUUGAAUGAUGUGCUAGUUGAAAUUUGCAUAGGAAACAGAGAGAAUGAAGAACCGAUAUUAAUGAAACUUGAAAAUAUCACAGCAAUAGUCCAAUCUCAAAUGGAUGAAACAUUUGAAAUGAGAAGUCAAGCUGGUGGGCAAGCUAAAGGAGGAAAGAGAGCAGUCAUUCAAAUAACUACAGCGACUCGAAUGGGAAAUAAAAAAGUUACUUUGGUUUCAAACUUGGAAAGUUUUGGCAUAAACCUUGAAAGCUUUUCUAAAGCAUGUAAAGUAGGAGUUCAAGCCUCUACAGCAAUGACAAAAGUUCCAGGAACCAAUAUUAACCAGUUUCAAAUUCAAGGCAAUCAUGUUAGAUUCAUUUAUAAUUUAUUAACCGAUACUUAUAAAGUUCCUAAAAACGACAUCACAGGAUUAGAGUAUGCAAAAAAAGAGAAAAUAAAGAAGAUAAAAUAAUAAGAACCAAACAAUGUUUCAAAAU
This is a messenger RNA of Chironomus riparius, 1810 nucleotides long. The record is from the annotation of a GenBank genome assembly. NCBI's taxonomy places the organism in Eukaryota, Metazoa, Arthropoda, Insecta, Diptera, Chironomidae.